UCUUCCCCAAGAUGGCGAAGCACCUGUCCCUCCACUGUUAGGAUACCGAAACAGCUGACGUUUAAGCGAUGUCGACGGACGAGCUGUCGGCGUCGGACAGCGAGGCCGCGCUGGCCGGGGCCGGGGAGCGGUGGGCGCCGGUGGGCGCCGUGGCGAGCCCCGAGGAGGAGAGCCGGAGCGCGGCUCCACGGAGCCGGGCGGCGCCGCCACUGGCCCUGGCCGGCCAGGAGGAGAUGGCGUCCCGGCUGAGGAAGCUGGAGGCGGAGCAGGACUCGCUGAACUCGUCCCUGCUCGCUCUCACGUCUCACUUCGCGCAGGUCCAGUUCCGGCUGAAGCAGGUGGUGCAUGUGCCGGGGGAGGAUAAGGAGAGGAUGCUGUUGGAGCUGGAGGAGUUCGCCUUCAGGGGCUGCCCGCAUGUGCUGGGCUGCAGGGCGGAGGAGCAGCUGCACAGCUCGAGCGAGAGAGAGAAGAGAGAGCGUCUGGAGGCUCAGAGGGAAAAACAAAAGGACCUCAUCUUCCAGCUGAAGACGCAGCUGGACGAUCUGGAGCGCUUCGCCUACCAGGAGGGCAGCUACGACUCCCUGCCGCAGUCUGUUGUCAUGGAGAGACAGAAGGUCAUCAUUGACGAGUUGAUCAAAAAGCUGGAUGUGAAUCUGAACGAGGACAUCGGGAAUUUGACGCCCGAGGAACUGAGGCAGAGAGUGGACGCUGCCAUCGCUCAGAUCGUGAACCCUGCCAGGGUCAAGGAGCAGCUGGUGGACCAGCUCAAAACCCAGAUCAGAGACCUGGAGAUGUUUAUCAACUUCAUCCAGGAUGAGGUGGGGAACCCUCUCCUACCAGAUGGAUGCAGUCAGCAGCCUCAAGCAGCAGGGACCAAUACCAAAGCUUCAGGUGUUCAAAGGAAAGUGGACCCGCAGCAGGCCCAGAGGAUGCGUGAGACCGGCCUGCAGCUGAUCCAGAAGGCUCUGGCCGUGCUGCAGAUCUUCGCCGCCAGCCAGUUCGGCUGCGCCGCCGGCCACGUCCCCCCGAACCUGUGGUCCCAGGAGGCGGCGGGGCAGGACUACGGACCCCUGCUGCAGCGCCUGGAGGCGGCCGUGGAGAAAGUUCGAGUGUUGGGCUCGCGCAGACAUCCCUCCGUGGAACACGUGGUCAGCUACACCAGCACCGCCACGCUGGGGGCUCGAGACGAGCUGACCACGGCCGUGAGGAGGGAGCUAGCCAUCGCUCUGAAAGACCUGCUGGCUCACGGCCUCUUCUCGCCCUCCCAGACCAUGACGCUGGUGCUGGCCCCCAUCUCCUGCCUCCUGCCUUACAGACCGGCCGCGCACACCAUGCACCCGUGGGAACUCUUUGUAAAGUACUACCACUCCAAAAACGGGAAGGCCUUUGUGGAGACGCCGGCCCGCCAGCUCUCACAGUCCUUCAGUCUGCACGUGGGCGCCGGCCCGGUGACGGUCACCCCGAAGCAGUCGCUGCUGUGGGCCAUCCACAGCGUGCUGAAGGAGCACGGGCGCUACAAGCGGGGGCCGGACUCGGAGCUCAAGGCGCUGGUGUGCAUGGCUCUGAACGAGCAGCGCCUGGUGUCGUGGCUCAACCUGCUGUGCAAGUCUGGGACGCUGAUCCACCCGCACUACCAGGCCUGGAGCUACAUGGCCCAGACCGGCUUCGAGGGAGCCCUGCGCAUCCUGGGCCGCAUCAGCCACCUUAGAUUCAACCUCCCGGUGGACUUGGCUGUCCGGCAGCUCAAGAACAUUAAGGACGCUUUCUGAUAGGACCAAAAAACUGGAAAAUUGCAUUUCUCGGCAUAAAAGUAUUUUAUCAGCGAAACCAUACUGCUCUUACUAAAGUAUUCAGGACCAAAAGCAUGACUUUGUUUCAAGUAUGUCACUUUUUUUUGUUUUUAAACAUUACAUGAGAAACAUCCCAUCUGAAGUAAAAGUGCAAGUUUGUGAUGUCAGCGAUUCGUGCGUCGAGUUUGCGUUAAUCUGCAUAUUCCACUAAGUUUUAAGAUGCCAAAUAUCCAGAAGACUACUUGUACUUGCAAACAUGCCUUAGAGUUGAGACUGAGAUUACCUCUCCUUUAGCAAAGCCUUCCUAAUCUCUGUGAGCCGUUUCCAGCAGUCGUACCUGAGAAGUGCCCUGAGCUAUGCAGCCAACGUGGCGAGAGCCAGACUUGUGUAGGAGGCGGUUCUGUAAAGGUUCUGUAACGCCGGGUCCAGUUGGCUGCAGGAGGAAAAUUCACUGCUGCUCUUUCCUUCAUGCAGAGACCAAGGAGCCGGCAUCGGUUAUAUGUUUAUAUAAAUGCAUUUGUCUGCUGUUAGAGAAGAAUUUAUCCAGCAGGUAAAUCAACAAAUUGGUUCAUGGCAACUAGGGAUGGGCGGUAUGGACUAAAGAAUGUAUCACGAUAAUUUCUGGCAUUUAUCCCGAUAACGAUAAAAAUUAUGAUAAAAAUUAUGAUAAAAAAAAAAUACCAAUUAAACUCCACCUUUGUAACUAUAAAUCUAUCACCACAUUCAGUCUUUGGAGCCCCCAAAAUACUGCUCUAAAAGAUACUAAAUACUACUAAACUACACCAAUAAAUUGAAUUAAUAAAAAACAAUUAAAUGAGUUACACCUGUACUGCAAAACUGGAAUGAGUCCUCGCUCUCAGUUCUUUCUUUCUUUCUUUCUUUCUUUCUUUCUUUCUUUCUUUCUUUCUUUCUUUCUUUCUUUCUUUCUUUCUUUCUUUCUUUCUUUCUUUCUUUCUUUCUUUCUUUCUUUCUUUCUUUCUUUCUUUACGUACGUUGUACGUGGAUUUAACGCAGUACCAUAAAUCCGGCUUUACACAAAAAUGUCAUCAACGGGAAUUUAUCGUUUUUACUGCGAGAUGACAAAUUCUUACCGUGGGGAAUUUUUUUGACGGUAUAUUAUGAACGGUAAAAUAUCGCCCAUUCCUAAUGGCAACACUAAACAGAAGCACUCAGGCUGAAUUGAAAGGAGUGCAUAGAAGGAACCGGGGAAACUUUAAAUGUUUGCGUGACUUUUAUCACAAAUAAGCGGCUUUCAACUAUAGCAAACGAAGCUUGUCUUGACUCUUUUUUUUUUUUUUAAAGCGCCUCAGCUGUUCUCGUGUCCGAGGCGUGCGAGCGUUUCAACCCUGUUAGAGCUGCUGCUUUUCUCCUCUUCGGAGGGAUCCAGUGUGAUAUGAAUAUAUCUCAUACCUGACGUGACUGUGGGAUGUAAAAGUUGUAUUCCAGAUGUUCUCUGUCUUGAACAGCUGCACGAAUCAUAUCCUUAAGACCUGAAUGUAUAAUCCAUUGAUGCUGUUUCUGACGUGUUGAUGUGGCCACACGCGUGCAACCAAUCUCAGACUGUGUUUGUACUUUAUUAAUUGAAAUUCUGAUUCCAUAGUUGUGCACUUUGUUAAAUUUUCAUUCUUUUCCACUCGUUUUUCUCCCGUUUGCUUCCACUAUUUAUUCAUUGGAUGGUGACGUAACUGCAGGACACAUCAGGACGUUUGAAAUUGCUGCUGUGUUGUAACUGUAGCAGUCAGUUUGGGAGCAAGACACUGUGUCAUUUAAACUGUGCUAUUUAUGUUAUUUUAUUUGAUCACAGAUAAUAUAUUGGGAGAUAUGAACUUGUGUUAGUUUUGCUUUUUAUUGUAAUUAAUGUAUACAUGCAGAUAAACAAGAUAAUAUAAAUAAGCCUCUUGG
This is a messenger RNA of Cololabis saira (Pacific saury), 3692 nucleotides long. It is a transcript of the gene rundc1, whose product is annotated as RUN domain containing 1. The record is from RefSeq and is a predicted model, not a curated record. Lineage: Eukaryota; Metazoa; Chordata; Actinopteri; Beloniformes; Belonidae. The coding region runs from base 69 to 1769 and encodes 566 amino acids. The transcript has 5 exons.